AUGAUGAUACUUCCUUCGUUCCAAAAUUCUCUAUUCAACCAUGUAAAACACUUGAUGGCCUUGGCAACCGUUUCAUCAUCAUCGCAAACAAAUUCCGUCGUGAAGAAGUGUGAUUCUGCUCCGAACAUUUCCUUCAUGUUGGCCCGAGAAUUGUUUUCCAUUCAAACCAUGAAUGUGAGGGUAAUACAUGUCAAUGAGGAAAUAGACUCUACCAUUCAUCAUGACGCGGAUAUCAAUGAAGCCUUGAACGAGAAUACCCAAAUGCCAUUCUAUGAAAUACCAUCCUCUCAAUGGCUGACAGGCUUGCUUCCAAAUGAAGAGAACAACAAGUCACAAUAA
This is a messenger RNA of Naegleria fowleri, 339 nucleotides long. RefSeq lists its product as uncharacterized. The transcript has a single exon. The record is from RefSeq and is a predicted model, not a curated record. NCBI's taxonomy places the organism in Eukaryota, Heterolobosea, Eutetramitea, Acrasida, Naegleriidae. The coding region runs from base 1 to 339 and encodes 112 amino acids.